Owenia fusiformis is the source of this 1269-nucleotide messenger RNA. The record is from the annotation of a GenBank genome assembly. NCBI's taxonomy places the organism in Eukaryota, Metazoa, Annelida, Polychaeta, Sabellida, Oweniidae.
AAGCAUGCAAUAUGUCAAGCCAUGCAAUGUGUCAAGUUGUACAUUGUAUCCUAUUCCAGUCUUCUAAAGUGUCAUAUUGCCCAAUGAGUCAAGUCAUGCAAUAUGUCAAGUAUCAAACUGUUCUUUCAAUGUGUCAAAUCAUGCAAUGUGACAAGUUCUAUACUGUGUCCUAUUUUUGUUUAUCCAAAGUGUCAAAUUGUCUAAUCUGUUUUUCAAUGUCCAAUCAUGCAAUGUGUCAAGUUGUACAUUGUGUCCUAUUUCUGUUUUUCAAUGUCAAAUCAUGCAAUGUGUCAAGUUGUACAUUGUGUCCUAUUUCUGUUUUUCAAUGUCCAAUCAUGCAAUGUGUCAAGUUGUACAUUGUGUCCUAUUUCUGUUUUUCAAUGUCCAAUCAUGCAAUGUGUCAAACAGUACAUUGUGUCCUAUUUCUGUUUUUCAAUGUCAAAUCAUGCAAUGUGUCAAGUUGUACAUUGUGUCCUAUUUCUGUUUUUCAAUGUCCAAUCAUGCAAUGUGUCAAACAGUACAUUGUGUCCUAUUUCUGUUUUUCAAUGUCAAAUCAUGCAAUGUGUCAAGUUGUACAUUGUGUCCUAUUUCUGUUUUUCAAUGUCCAAUCAUGCAAUGUGUCAAACAGUACAUUGUGUCCUAUUUCUGUUUUUCAAUGUCCAAUCAUGCAAUGUGUCAAGUUGUACAUUGUGUCCUAUUUCUGUUUUUCAAUGUCCACUCAUGCAAUGUGUCAAGUUGUACAUUGUGUCCUAUUUCUGUUUUUCAAUGUCCACUCAUGCAAUGUGUCUUACUUCUGUUCCUCUAAGCUGCAUAUUCUGUUAUCAACAGUCUUGUCUGUGCUGCCAUCUAUAUCCUUGGUACCAUCAUCUUUCUUGCUGCCAUCCUUCACGGGGGUCUUCUGAAAUUUACAUUGAAGUUUUGUUGAAGCCUACUUUAUGAGUCAUUAAAUAACCCCUGAAGACAAAUCUUUUUCCAGUUAUGACUUUUUCAAUGUCACACAAUGAUUAUAGUGCUACAUAACUUUUCAUAGGUGAUAUGGGAGGCAAUGAUAUGUUCAUGAUACUGCAUUCACAGUAUAAGAUACAAGAUACAAGAACACAAAUGUGUACAACAUGUCCCCACCAAUGGGUGAUCCUAUAUACUGCAAAUUUUUCAUCCUGAAUGCCUAACACUAAUCAGUUGAAAAGACAAGAUUUUAAGAGAAAAAUCAGUUCCAAGAUUUUCAUACUAAGAAUCAUCCCUGAAAAAUUGAUCCCUCAAAUGGUUAAC